Bradysia coprophila is the source of this 8160-nucleotide messenger RNA. It is a transcript of the gene ci, whose product is annotated as transcriptional activator cubitus interruptus. NCBI's taxonomy places the organism in Eukaryota, Metazoa, Arthropoda, Insecta, Diptera, Sciaridae. Gene Ontology annotation, molecular function: RNA polymerase II cis-regulatory region sequence-specific DNA binding; DNA-binding transcription factor activity, RNA polymerase II-specific. Gene Ontology annotation, cellular component: nucleus. Gene Ontology annotation, biological process: regulation of transcription by RNA polymerase II. The record is from RefSeq and is a predicted model, not a curated record.
UCUCGACUGCAUAGAAGUCUGUCAGUAACUUGGAAUUAAGAGAAAAAAAAAAUUGUUCUGAAACGGUGAGAAGAUUAAGUUAUUUUAAAUUUCUGUGUUAUCUUGUUGAGUCGCUUGCGUCGUUGGUGUGUGUUAAAAAAGAACUGAAGAAAAAAGUGAUCUAAACAGUAUGCUGUUUGUUUUUAGUGCUACUGAGCAAUGCAAAAUAGUAAUAGUUGAAAGUUUUGUGGUUUCGUUGCGCUAAAACUAUAUUUGUGUAGAAAUGUUUUAACAGACGUUUUACUACAGAAAGAUUUUCAAUUAUAACUUUCCAUGGAUUCAUUUUGUUAGCCAACAACCUUACGCAUGUGUCGGUUACUUUAGAUAUAAGUCAAAGUGCAGAAACAAGUGAAAAGGAAAUUUGUGUUAGGAAAUAGACAAUUUCUACAAUAAAAUGUGAUUCAUUUGAGUUGGUUCAACCGAUUUUGCGUUUUCCUACUCGUACUAACGUUUUAUUUUUGGAACAUAUGCUUUCCUGUUUCUUGUUCUCCUAAACGUUUUCAUAUUUCAAACAUUUUACAUAUCUCAUAAAUAGUCACAUGUGUGUUCAGUUAAUUUGUUAUCAACAGUAUACGUAUUAUUCGAAAUCUAUUUGGUUUUCGGAAAGAAAUGGCUAGUUUGCAUUUAAAGUUAAGACAUCAAUGAAUUUAUAUAUUGUUCAAGCAUGCCGGAAAAAGAAACGUAUAGUGAUCAGGUGCAAGUACAUCCAUUUCAUCACCCCGCACAUACAGCGGUAGCAUCCGGACAAUACCCAUUACAGUUUCCAUCGGCAUUCGUAGCAUUUCAUACAACGUUACCGGUUGAGCAACGGGCUCAUGAGCAACGAUACUUAUGGGAUCCUGUUGCGCCUCCGCCAUCGAGUUUCCAUCAUCCGACGGCACAUGGACUAAGUAACAGUACCAGUUUUUCGGAAUUGCAAUACUUGGCUUCUAGGCGUGCAGCAGCUGUUGCUGCAUCUAUGCUACCACCGCCAUCGACAUCCACUGAGGCUACUUUACAACCUCCACCGACGCAUCAACAUGAUUUUCAUCCCGCCUACAGGAUUCCAGGCUAUAUGGAGCAUUUGUACUCGUUACAACAUGCAACUAGCCCGUCAGCUUCACUACACGGUCUCGGUCUUGGGUCAGAGUAUCUGGGCUCACGAACCACAUUGACCGAUCUUCAUCCACCUAGCUCAUUAGCUAGCACAGACUUUCCCUUCAGCAUUGAUGGUUCGCGGUUGAGCAGUCCACGAGCUGGUCUAAGAGCUUCGAUAAGCCGAAAGAGAGCACUGUCGUCAUCACCUUACUCGGAUUCUUUCGACAUUAAUUCAAUGAUUCGUUUCUCACCAAACUCGAUAGCGCUUGUAAAUGCGUCACGCGGUAGCAGUGCGAGCGGCUCGUACGGACAUUUGUCCGCUGGAACGAUGAGCCCAUCAUUAGGAAUGCAUAACAGUAUGGCGCCUCAUCUACAACAAUUACAAGCACAUUUACUACGUGGUGGAUUAUUGCAUCCUUUGACACAUCAUGGUUCUCCAACAUCUAGUAUGUUUUCGCUUCCACAUCAUCAGUCAUUGCAUGCAUCAUCCGGCCAUGGAAUAACGAAACCAACGCGUAUGAUGGAAGAUCAUCAUCACCACCGCGAUAGUAAUGCCGAGUAUAACAGUAAGCCAUCGCCUACUGAACAACCUUCGUCCAGUAUGAGGGUUACAACAGUCGAAGCCGAUAGUGCGACCCAAAUUUUAGCGAAAAAAGGACGAAUCAAAAGGGAACCAAUGCAACACAGCGGUACGACCACUGGCGAAAAUGUUGUGGAUACGACCGACCUAAAAGAUGAACCGGGCGACUUUAUGGAAACAAAUUGUCACUGGCGUGAUUGUAGCGUAGAGUUCGGUACACAAGACGAAUUGGUUAAACACAUCAACAACGAUCAUAUACACGCGAACAAGAAAUCGUUUGUCUGCAGGUGGGAAGAUUGUUCUCGAGAAGAAAAACCGUUUAAAGCACAAUAUAUGUUAGUGGUACACAUCCGUCAACAUACCGGCGAGAAACCGCACAAAUGCACAUUUGAAGGCUGUUAUAAGGCAUAUUCACGUCUUGAAAAUCUGAAGACACAUCUUCGUUCCCAUACCGGAGAAAAGCCGUAUACUUGCGAAUAUCCUGGCUGUAGUAAAGCAUUUAGCAAUGCAUCGGAUCGGGCCAAGCAUCAAAAUCGUACACACAGCAAUGAGAAACCGUAUGUAUGCAAAGCUCCUGGCUGCACGAAAAGGUAUACCGAUCCAAGUUCAUUGCGUAAACAUGUCAAGACCGUGCAUGGAGCAGAGUUUUAUGCAAACAAAAAACACAAAGGUACACCGAAUGAUGGUAGUGAGGAUGGUGGAAAUGGCGGUCUGGACUCGUCGCCGCGCAGUGAGGAUAUGCAUAGUGGAAAAACUGCAAGUCUAUCCAGUCCUAGUAUUAAAUCCGAAUCGGAUGCUAAUUCACCGGGACAGCCAAUGGUUAACAGUCCUAUGGGCGUUUCGCAAUUAGCAAAUGGAAUGCACGAAGAUUAUGAUUGUGUUCCAUCCGUUGCAAGUGCUCAAUACGGUACCAGUGUGUCAGCUAUUGACGAUCCUGCUUGGCCAUAUGAAGACGAAGACGUUGAGGUUGCCGAUCUUCCAGUAGUGUUACGUGCAAUGGUUAGUUGGGGUCCAAGUACUGGUGGACUAUCUAAUGGUGUAUCGGAACGUAAUUCACGCAACCGUUUCCGUGGACGGCUUCAAGCCAAGGGAAUGUCAGCGUUGUCCAACAUUCCGGAGGUGAAUCGACGGAACAUUGCCAUCGGUGAACUGAACCGGCGAAUCGUUGACAUGAAAAUGGAGCCUGGUCCAACCAUUCUGCCCUCACCAAUGUGUCAAGCGAAAUCUGUUCAAAGUACGAGUGAGCUACAGACGCGACUUCAACCACCACAAAUAGGUGGAAGUUUUUCUAACCGCCGUGAUAGUUCUAAUUCCAAUGCAAGCAGCUUUUACUGUAGCAUGAAAUCGGCAGAUAUGAGCAGACGAAGUAGCCAAACGUCGCAAUUGUCGACAAUGCGCCCAAGUUACACAACUUCCUCUUUUUACGAUCCGAUAUCACCGGGCAGCUCAAGACGUUCGAGCCAAUUGUCAACUAUAACAAAUGGAGGACAGAGUUUGGCACCGCCGCCGUCUUCACAUCUAAUCACCACCCAUCUACAGCGACUGGAGUCAUCCAUGUCACAUGGAGUAGGUACAAUAAACUUAUCCAACUCGGACAGACGAAUGUCAGAACCGGUUACUCGAAGAACUGAUUGCCCGUCAAUUUCUCCAACUCCUCGCCCACGUUCAACAACACCGAAAUCUGGUAUUCAAAAUACCCUUAGUGGAACAUCCACAACAGCUGUAACAUCGGAUCUUCAUCCGAAUCAAGAAGUUGUGCUAGACGAAGUCGAAGAGGACGAAAUGGUGGAAAAUAAACUGGUCAUACCCGAUGAAAUGCUUCAGUAUCUAAACGAAGUCGCAGAUGGUGAUGUAAAAAGCAAUCAAAAUGCAACAAUCAAAUCUGACACACCAAAUGACCAGUGUCAUCUAGCUUGGCGCAAUCCAACACUAACAUAUCCAUUAUCGAGUCCUGGAAUACCUUCAAGUCCUGCAUCACAAAUUCCAAUUAGUCCAAUGUCGCAUCAAAUGAUGCACAGUCCAGGCAUAUCACUGCCUUCAGCGAUGCCAACAAAUGGACCUUACACACCGUCACAAUUAUGUUCGAAUAACAGCAAUUCGAUCUCAACCUGGAAUGAAACAAAAGAUCAGAUAGCCAAUCAACCUUUGCAACAACAUCGACAAAUACAGCACCUAGAUCAGCGUACGACCACUAAUCAUUCAAACCUGAACACGCUAUACACUCCAAAUUAUCACGGCCAAUAUGGUUCAAGACUAUUGCAAAAUUGCCAGCAGAAUGGACUGCUCCAGCAAAGAGAUGACACCAACAACACUUCCUACGUGAUCGAAAACUGCCAACAGCCAAUAAACUAUUACCAAAUGCAAGUCCACCAGCAGCAAAAUCUUCAACAGCAAUUUGUCAAUGCACAAAUGGGUCGAUACAAUCAAAGUGUAAUGAUUAAUCGCUCCAGUUUGGUACAAUGUACGCGGGCGCAAAGCCAUUGCCAUCGAAAUGAUGAAAGUGCUGCGAAUUGUUGUAAAUUAGGGCAACAAGUAUUAUCUUUAAACGAGAUUCAAUGCGGAGACAUAAGCCAAUCUCAAUUAUCACCAGCUGUUCAUACGCAGCAACAACAGCAACAAUCACCAGCCGCUCACUCAAACAACCAGCCAAAUUGCAACAAUACGCAAAUGCAACAACAGUCGCGGCAACAGCCAAGUAUGGAAAACUGUGCUCACAACGAUGGUUGCAUGCAUCAUUCUGGCAUGCGACAAGACACAUAUCAGCGUACAUUAGAAUACGUCCAAAAUUGUCAAAAUUGGACGGAAAACUCUGAAACAGUGAGCAGUAGCACUCAUCCAUCGUCUAACUUAGUAAUAAAUGACAUGACAACUUCAUUGAAUUCGCUUUGGGAAGAAAAUCGCGUCUUUCAGAUAAGUUCUCUGUACGAAGAAAAUCGCGUUUUUCAAUUGAAUCAGUAAUUUUUUUUCUUUCUUAAGUAUGCAUUUUCCUUUCGUUUUACUCGUUCGACUGAAUUAAUGUGAUGGGUUUGUUUGUUCAGGGCAAAUAUUUAAAAGAAAACCUGCAGAGAAAGGAAAUGCAGUGUGUUGACAAUUUAUUGGAUAUCAGUAAAAUUGUAUACGGGUGGGUAGGCUCAAUAUUCGCUUAUUUUCACAGGCUGAAAGUCGGUGAGCCGUUUCAGAUAUAGAAGCAUCCAUAACAAUGAAAGCUGGAAUGUGCGAUUUUUACAUGGACAAAACAAAACCAAAUCUAUUAAAAAGCGUUUCCUAGAUGGUUGUACUUUAGAACUAAUAGAUGCGUUAGCCUUUAAAAUUUUCCAGCCGACAAAAGAAACUUCUUGCGGCGCAAGGGCGAUCCUUAUGAGAUCUUAGGGAAAAUGUCAUUCGGCCAAAAGGGUCGAUAUAGGGAGAGGACAAGGUCGAAUAAAUGUCACAAAGCCAGGUAUUACCAGGUAUUAGCGACCGAAAUAACUUUCUUUAUUUUAUCUGAAUUCCUAUGAACUAGUUAAACGACUUAAAGCUAAAGCUGUCACUCUUAACCUACUUGGCAACCUUAAUCUAAAUUUGCGUUCCUAAAACUAUAGUUGGCAACCUUAACCUAAACUUGCAUUCUUAAAACUAUUGUGGCCGAAUGUUUCACUUUUCACUUCACCGAUUUAAUGCGCAUUUUAUAAAUAAUAGAUAACGUUGGGUACCUUUGGGAUGUGGAAUUGAUGUAGCAAACGGGCAACCACGUGUUGGCAGGGGCAAGUAGAUAAUCGGGUCCAGACGGUUAACUCAAAAUAAUCAGGAACUGACAGUUGUCUUUAUUGGAAUUGAAUUCGGGGAAAACACUUUCAGAUGGAAAUACUUUCGGAUUUAAUCACUUUCGCCAAAAGAAUGAAUAAAAAAUGAUGGCGUCAAAGUCCUUUUUUAUCACCCUUCUCAAUCAAAAAUAAUUUGUCUGUACAUUGGAAUUGUUCGAAAUAAUUAGGCUUAAAGAGCAUCGAUCACUAUUCGAUCAUACCGACACUUUUUCUUUGCACUGCAUGGCCGCUGAUUUACUUUCGUUAUGCAAAAUCACUUAGUGUAACUAGAAUUAAUUGUAAAGCAACGUGUCUGUUCUUUCGAACGGAUUAGCUCAAGACUGACUCUGAAAUCGACUAGGCCGAUCACACAAUUAUGAAACGUCGGUUAUGAAAUCAAUAAUCGGUGCGUCCCAAUUAAUUCAACACCUUCGCGCCAACAUUUAAGCUAGAUUUUUGUUACAGUAUUCCUCUUACGAUCUAUGGUCUUACGUAUGGUUGCUAAAAUUUAUUUAUUUUGUUUUAUUUCUUUAAUAUAUGUAUUUGCUUUCAUUUUUUCUACAGGAGAAAGCGUUCUCUUCACGCACUAAAACUCCUUCAAAUCGUUAUAAAAGUUCACUUAGGGCUAAACUUAUUUGCUAACGAACUGCCACUAGUGCAGUGCUAUUUCUCCUAACUUACGAUCGCUAAUCCUGUACGAUAAAUUAAUUGCAUUCAAUCGAAGGGGAAGAGAAAAGAGAAUCUUAGAAUGCGACGAUGUACUGUCGUCACAUUAUAAUUUGUUCGAAAAAAAAAAUCCGUUUGCUUGCAGGAGAAUAUUUUCGUCUUCUAAUAAUGUUAGAAAAACACUUAUGGCAAUUUACGGAAGUGCCAGUGCAACUGGUCAAAAUUGAUUUUGAAAAUUUCAAACGACAAUAUAAAAUCAGAUACAAAUCCAAUUCAUUCGCUUUCUUCGUAGACUACACCUUUCUUUAUGAGCUCUAUCGAUUAAAAAUACAAAACUCAUCAUUUGUCGUCUCCUUCUAUUAUGAGCUUGUAGUAAGAAAGUAAAAACAAUCGAAAAUAGUAGACUACGUUGGAUGCUGCGAAAGUAAUUCAUUACACAAGGACACAAUUUUGUGAUACGAGCGAACUCACGAGUGUGUUUUUGAGCAACAAGCUUCGUAACAGUUAAUUUCGACAAUUGUAGAGUUUGUAUAUCCGAGCCGAAGGCGAGGUAUACAACUACACUUGUCGAAAUUAACUGUUUCGAAGCACGUUGCUCAAAGACACACGAGUGAGUAUGCGAGUUUCACGAAAUUGUGUCUUCAACAAAAAGAUAAAGUGAAAGCAAGGCAAAUUUUACUUGAAAGAACUGUCAAUUUGAAAUAAACCCCAAAUAUCCCUAGUGUAAUGGAUAAUGGCUGGUAAACAGCCGUGUAAUAGUCAAUUUUCGCAUGGGACAGGCAAUAAAAUAAUAUGACUCGCGAAUGAACAAUUUUGUUUAACCAAUUUAACAUGGCUGAAAUUACACUCACCCAACUACAAAAUACGUGCAAGGUAGUUGUCAACAAUUCAGAAAUAUGUAAAUAUGAUGUGUACAAUUGUGUUUGAUCGUAGCAGGGCCGACCCAAAGUGGUCACCGAAGUAAUGAAGUACAUAGUAGCAUCCAAUGUAUUCUGUUUUACCACCUGACAGCAGGGCCGUAGCUAGAAGGAUUUCUCAGGGUGGGCCAAAGAUGAGCAAAAGUACGACAAAAAUAUUUUUAUAUUGUACACUAAGAAAAAUGAAAUUUCGGAUGUACAAAAUCUACAUUUUAGACGUACAUUCUACGUACUAGACGUAGUGAUGUACGUCUAAGAUGAAAAAUGUACAGAUAAGACGUUAAAUGUACGGAUACCUCAACCAUUGGUCUCAUCGUCGAAAUGUACGUUUUAGCCGUAGCAGGAUUUACGUUUAAGACGUAGGAUAAUGUUCAUGUAAGACGUACAAUAAUGUUUUGUUUGGUGUUGAUGUCAAAAGUUAUUUCUGAAUUGUUUCACAGAAAAGGACAAUUCGUUCAUUUCAAUUAAUUGAUAAUUAUUGUAUUGCUCGUCUGAUAAUAUUUAUUUACUAAUCUGUUGUCGUGUACGACCAAUGUUUAAAAAAAUUUCGACUCAAAGAUGUAACGUGAUUUUAACGUUCAUUUUAAUAUUACCGCGAAAAAGCAACUUCCUGCCAAUAGAACCAUUAGAUAUCGAUCAAAUUAAUCCGUGGUUAUUGACACUUCAAUCCAAGAAAAAGAGGUUCGCAUGACGCGUAGGAAAAGGAAUUCUAUUAUUUAAUUUUGAGCUUUAUACUUUCACAAGUUUCUGAUCGAAUCGGAGUUGCCAUUGCCAACCAACAAGCCCGAAUCCGACAUCAAAAAAAAAACGAUGAUCGAAUUCCGACUUGUGUUGCGGCUAAAAAAUCGGAUCUAUUUUUGAUUAAAACCUUUAAUCUCUUGGAGCCUAAAAAAACAUAAGUACUGCAAUAACAUCCGACCUUAACAACUCUACCUUACUAUAAAAUUUCAGAACAAGAAUACAAAUUUGGAUUUGGUCUCACCAGUCAUUAUUGCCUGAAAAGUACUCAGCUUUUCUAGCUCAAUAGCUACAGUUACAUACAGCCUGGGACAGUAAAAAAAGUGCAUUUUUAUUCUAUACGUGUUUCAUCGAUUUCAGC